AAACCGUCUCUCCGGAAUGAAUCUUAGCUCGGCCGCGCUACUGGGACUUGGUCGGCUCAGGAUUCGAAAUUCUCACGCUACUUUUUCUUUUCUCAGAUUCGUUCGAAAUUUCGCGUGUGGGAGUGGCUUUGCGCGGAGUAUUCUGUUGUUAUCACUUUGAUGUCGUGAUUUUAGGGGUUAUCGUUUUGUGGUGAGGCGGUUCAGAGGAACAUGUUAAGUUGAAAUGCUGGUGCAUUGGGAUCUCUUGGUUAAGUGUGUGACAGCCACGGUUGGGAAUCGAAAUUAUGGUUGGGAGCGUGUCUUGGUCAGCUGACAUUGCCGUUAGGUUACCUCCAUGACAGAGAUUCGCUACAUUCAACUAUUGUCCAGAGGAUUAGACCAGGUAUGACAUCCUGGAUCUGAUAGAGAAGCCAUUGAGAAGAGAGAAGCAAACCUAUGAGAAGUCCAGGAUUCAGUUAUGCAAGAAGUUCAGUCGAUAGAUACAUGAAGGAUGAUAUGAUUCGCAGGAAGAGAAUUCGAGGGAGGCGGAGGUAGAUGGAGCUGAUGAAUGAACGGUGGUGCAUUCAUGCUCUGGGAAGGAAGUUACAUGCUGCGCGCGGGAGGUGAAAACCAGAACCCGGCAGAACACCGGCCGAUCUCCAGAGUUCAUCCUCCACCAUGCCAUGCCUGAAUGAAGCGCCCCCUAACUUCUCCCUCUGUACCCCUCAUCGGCACUCACUUCCACACCCUCUCUUUCGCCAGAGAUUUGCUCAGCAUUUGCAGGCUACUUAGGAAUCCUCGUGCACCUGAGAUCGUGAGCCAACUAUCUUGCCCCUGAAAAGAACACAAAAUAAAGAAGGAGAAGGUCAUCAAGCCUGACCAUCGUUGAACUCGUCGUGCCACAAUGUUGACAGGACAGCUUCCAAGUUUUUGUUAGUUGUUAGAACCCGUGAUCCAGAUUAUAGUCUUAGUCACGUACUUUAAGAGAAUUUCAAGUGGCAUGGGUUGGUUAUUUGUGAUGGAAUCUAAGUUUCGAAUGGGAGCUCCACAAAUCUCCACUUACAAGUCGGAGCUAGGUUUAAAUUGAGUCUGCUAGAGCGACAUUCGCGUCUUCGAGACAUUCCUGCAGGCAGUCGGAUACUCUAUUAUAACUUUUUUAAGAUCUUACAUAGGUUGCUCAUUGCAAGAGAUAUUGCUUCGUCACAGAGACCACGGUCUCAAUGGCGAACCGUCAGUUGGCAACAGUUUCAUUGAUCCUUGGAAUUGUGUUCGCCAAUCUCGAUUGUACGCUUGGAAACUUGGAGUGUGAAGACCUGCCAAUUGAAUAUUGCGCGUUUUCAGUCGCCUCAUCAGGAACACGCUGUGUGUUGGAGAAGUACAGAGGGAAAGAUGGCAUCAUACUGUAUGAAUGCCAGUCAUCUAUGACUAUGGCCGAGAGAGAAGAGGAGUGGAUUGAGUCUGACGAGUGCAUUAUAUCAUGUGGAAUGGAGCGCAUAUCCGUUGGCCUUUCCACGGAUCUUCUCAUGGAUUCUCACUUCACAAAAAUGCUCUGCUCUUCUGAGUGCCUGAACAACUGCCCCAACUUAAUUGAUCUCUACACCAGCCUUGCUGCUGGUGAAGGAAUGUACUUGCCACAGUUAUGCAAAGAACAGACAAUAAAGCGCAUCAUUGCGGAUCCGAUGAAGAAGGCGACUGAUGAGGACUAUCCAAGGUUCAUCCUCCCGAACCUCCAGAGCGAUGGUGCAAUGGCUCCUGAGAGAAGCCCAAUACGCCAAAGCGGCGCAGGUUUUACCCCAGCCACUGGGUCACGCCUAGGGCCAGAUUACCCCGGCUAUGGCAGUAGUCCCCGGGGACUUUCUGGAGGUGGGGGCACCGUAGCGCCCACUUCUCCAGGUUUGGGCGUCUAUUCUUUACCACCUUUAGAUGGUGUAACAAUUCCUCCAAUUCAGACAGCGCCUGCAGCACAUGCACUUGCAUCAUUAGGCCCAUCCAUCAGCAGGCGCCCUUUCUUCUUUGCCUCGGCACCCACUCCAUCGCCUUCUACACAAUCCAUUCCAGUGGUAGACACUGCAGUGGGAUCCUCGCCAGGGUUUGAUCUAGGAUUUCCAGAGGCAGCUGCAGUGCCCCCAGUUGUAUGAAUGAUCCCUUUUAUUUCUGCACCCGCAUUGGCAUCCAAACUGACUCACAUGUCAGAAGAAUUCUUGCAGUAGCCAACAACUUCAUCAGGGGGAGUAACUUCACGAGAUACACUUUUACCAGAUUGAACAAUGCAAUCAGUCAACUUUCUAACUAUCUUUGAUACCAUCAACUACUUACCCUUGCGUUUGUAAAGUGAUUAUUCAAGAUUAUUGCAUAAUUCAAUUGAACGUGAGCUACCAAA
Physcomitrium patens is the source of this 2359-nucleotide messenger RNA. RefSeq lists its product as uncharacterized. Lineage: Eukaryota; Viridiplantae; Streptophyta; Bryopsida; Funariales; Funariaceae. The record is from RefSeq and is a predicted model, not a curated record.